GAGGUAGAGGUUAACUUCUAAAAAUAUUUUAGAGCAGUAAGUAAUAAAUCUUUCAAAACAUUAGCACUAUUCACGUCUAUAUUCCAAAAUUUAGAAGGAAAAAUGGAGAAUUCAACAAAAAUAGUUGAAAAUCCUAAAGGAUAUGAGGAGUGGAGUAUUGUGAAUUAGAUAUGGAAGGGGGAAAUUAGCACCAACGAAAAUAAUGCUGCUACGACGUCGUUCACAAUAGCACUUCUCCCUGUUAAUCGUUAGGAUUAGCAGUUGAAACUUGACACUCUCCCUUUCUUUGGGUGUAGUGGAACUGCAAUUACUCUUCCAAGUAGCGAAAGAGAGUCCACACUGCUGAAAGAAUUCUCAUAUUAAAUUCUUUCUAAAUGGGUCUACUCUGGAGACCUUAGAGUUGAACUACAAAGGUGCUUGAUCAAAUGCCUUUUGCAUCCUCUCAGUUGCAUAUUAAGUGCUCCCUGGGUCUUGGACAAAUUACAGUCUUGAAAGAGUUCCCAACCAAAACAUUGACGAUGUAAUUGCUGAAAUCAUGUCUGGAACUUCCCUUUUCUCCAACCCACCACUAUACACUACUAGUACUACCUCAAAGUACAUCCAUAGGCCAUCACCUCAUAAACUUAAACUUUUGAUAGACAAAUCCAAAAGCAUCAGACAGCUUUUACAGAUUCAUGCAUUUCUUAUUCGCUACGGCCUGGAGAGUGACUCGGUCUUGAACUUUAAGCUCCAAAAAUCAUACUCUUCUCUUGGACACCUCAAACAUUCUGUUUCCGUCUUUAAGCUCACUCAAAGUCCAACUGUGUUCUCGUAUAGUGCCAUUAUCCAUAGUCAUGUGAUCAAUGAUCUCUGUGAACAAGCCUUUGUCUUUUAUAUCCAAAUGCUAACUCAAAAUAUUGAGCCUAAUGCAUUUACAUUUUCUUCCAUCCUAAAAGCUUCCCCACAUGAAUCAGGAAAAGCCCUUCAUUGUCAGGCCCUAAAACUUGGGUGUGAUUCUGACAUUUAUGUUCGAACUGCUCUUGUGGAUGUCUAUGCUAGAGGCAGUGACAUUGUUUCAGCUCGCAAACUCUUUGACACAAUGACCGAAAGGUCUUUGGUGACUUUGACAACAAUGAUUACCGGAUAUGCAAAGAAUGGGCAUGUGCAAGAGGCAAGAGUGUUGUUUGAUGGGAUGGAGGAGAAGGAUGUUGUUUGUUGGAAUGCCAUGAUUGAUGGGUAUAGCCAACAUGGUAGGCCUAAUGAAGCUUUGGUUCUUUUUAAGCAGAUGUUACUGUCAAAAGUAAAACCUAAUGAAGUAACCGUGGUGGCGGCUCUUUCUGCUUGCGCGCAAAUGGGAGUGCUGGAAUCAGGUCGAUGGAUUCAUGCUUAUGUGAAAAGUAACAGAAUUCAAUUAAAUAAACAUGUAGGUACUGCUUUGAUUGACAUGUAUAGCAAGUCCGGGAGUUUAGAGGAUGCAAGAAUGGUGUUUGAUCAGAUGAAAGAUAAGGAUGUCAUAACAUGGAAUUCAAUGAUUGUAGGAUAUGCGAUGCACGGAUUUAGCCUUGAAGCUUUGCAGCUAUUCAAUGAGAUGUGUGAGUUGGGUCUCCAGCCUACUGAUAUAACAUUUAUUGGCAUUUUAAGUGCUUGCGCUAAUGCUGGAUUGGUCGCUGAAGGAUGGGAUUACUUUCACUUAAUGGACAAGUAUCGAAUUGAGCCAAAGAUUGAGCACUAUGGUUGCAUGGUGAAUCUUCUUGGACGAGCUGGACAGUUAGAAGAAGCUUAUGAAUUUGUCAAUAGUAUGAAGAUUGAUUCCGAUCCUAUUUUAUGGGGAACAUUACUGACUGCUUGUAGGAUUCAUGGGAACAUAAGGCUCGCAGAGAAAAUUAUGGAGUUCCUGGUGCAACAGGAUCUUGCUACUUCAGGAACUUAUGUUCUGCUAUCCAAUAUAUAUGCUUCUGCUGGUGAUUGGGAUGGUGUGGCAAAGGUCAGGGCAUUGAUGAAGAGUAGCGGGGUAGACAAGGAACCUGGUUGUAGCUCCAUUGAGGUCAAUAAUAAAGUGCACGAGUUCCUUGCCGGUGACAUGAAGCAUCACAAAAGCAAAGAAAUUUACAGAAUGCUGGAGGAGAUGAACAAGUGGCUCGAGGCUCAUGGUUACAUGCCACAGACUGAUGUAGUCUUGCAUAAUCUUGGGGAAGUUGAGAAGCAGAAAUCGCUUGCUGUUCAUAGUGAAAGGCUAGCCAUUGCUUAUGGGCUAAUCAGUACUCAGCCAGGAACUACAAUCAAGAUUGUCAAGAAUCUCCGUGUUUGUCCAGAUUGUCAUUCUGUCACCAAGCUUAUUUCAAAAAUCACAGGACGUAAAAUCAUAGUGAGGGAUCGGAAUCGCUUUCAUCAUUUUGUGGAGGGUUCAUGUUCUUGUGGUGAUUUCUGGUAGAACUAUUAGCUAAUGCUAACAAACAGGCAGGCUUCCAUAUAUAGCUUUUUUUUUGUGUGUACAUUUUUUGGCUCUAUCGACGAUUCUCCAGUCCAGGUUAACUUACCUCGUUUGCUGCUUCAUAUUUUCUCCUCCUCUUUGAGUUGUAUACGAAGUUACUUCCUCAAAUAUCGUUGCAACUCUGUUACAUUCAUGUAAAUUUUUUUGUAUUUUUGGUUAGGAUACUCCUCUGAGUUAUAUUCGAAGUUACUUCCUCAAAUUGCGUUGCAACUCUGUUACAUUCAUGUGGAAAACACUGUAUUUUUGGUUAAGAUGCCGCUCCUUGAGCUUAAGGCCUGAUUUUUUUAUUUA
Molecule: messenger RNA, 2761 nt
Organism: Nicotiana attenuata
Lineage: Eukaryota; Viridiplantae; Streptophyta; Magnoliopsida; Solanales; Solanaceae
Product: pentatricopeptide repeat-containing protein ELI1, chloroplastic-like
Exons: 2
Coding region: 536-2410 (624 amino acids)
Biological process (GO): RNA modification
Molecular function (GO): protein binding; RNA binding; zinc ion binding
Source: RefSeq, a predicted model, not a curated record